This is a messenger RNA of Ilyonectria robusta, 1089 nucleotides long. RefSeq names its product L-asparaginase. The record is from RefSeq and is a predicted model, not a curated record. Gene Ontology annotation, molecular function: asparaginase activity. NCBI's taxonomy places the organism in Eukaryota, Fungi, Ascomycota, Sordariomycetes, Hypocreales, Nectriaceae. The transcript has a single exon. The coding region runs from base 1 to 1089 and encodes 362 amino acids.
AUGAAACGCCAAUGGCUCUGGAACUUCGUGCUAUGGCCGUACUGGAAUAUAGCCGACAUCGAUCAGCAACCUCACAGUGUAGAUGAGUUCUUGUCCUUCGACCCAAUCUUACCUAACAUCACCAUCUUUGCAACUGGGGGGACAUUCGCCGGCGAUGGGCCUGCGUCCAAAACCACCGGAUAUAACGCCGGUGUGUUAAACGUCACGAAUAUCAUCGUUGAAAUUCCCGGGAUAUUCGGCGUCGCCAAUGUACGGCUCGUACAAUACGCCAAGCAAGACAGCAUUAACGCAAAAUCAGAACAAGAUUAUGGGUUAAGCAUAGCAGUUCAGAUUGAGCUCAAAAGGCCCACCACGCAAGGCGUGGUAGUGAUCACCGGGACGGAUACAUUGGAAGAGCGGGCAUGUUUCCUCGACUUGACAGUGAUGAGUGAGAAACCCGUGAUCAUCACAGGUUCUUCGCGUCCACACACAGCUGCCAUCUACGACGGAAGGAUGAACCUACUCACUGCCGUUGUCGCGGCUGGGGACAAAAGCGCCAGGGAUCGUGGAGUCAUAGUUGUGUUCUCCGACCGGAUCUUGAGCCCUCGCCAUGCAACAAAGAUCAACUCCAACCAGCUCGAUUUAUUCGAAGCCGGGGAUGCAGGAAAUCUAGGCACGUUUGUAAACGUCCUGCCUAUCUUCUAUUUCCCGGCCUCGAGACCUCUAGGUCAUCAACACUUCGACAUAACGAAGAUCUCGCCAGAUGCCGAAUGGCCGCGCGUGUUGAUGGCAUAUGGACACCAAGAUCCAGCCACCGCCGUUUUCAUCCCACCCGACAUUCAAGGACUUGUUCUGGUAGGGUUAGGCGCCGGCUAUUGGCCCUCGGUCCAGGUUGAGGAGAUGAGGAAGACACUCAAUGGGAAUGACAUUCCUGUAGUGGUGUGUAGUCGUGUAACAUGGGGAUCUGUCAGCGCGCACAAUAUAGACUUUGGUAUCGGGGCAGGGUUCCUUGGUCCGCCAAAGGCACUCGUCCUGUUGAGGCUUUGUGAGAGGAUGGGCCUGAGCUUGAACGAAAUCAAGGCAAUAUUUGAACAUUAUGGAAUCCACUGA